AUGUUUACAGCAGAUGAUAACCGGCCCCCCAAGACAGUUAUCGGUGACAAAAAGGCCCCUGCCGCGGAUGAUGAUAUAAUUAGUGAGUUUGCGUUCGACGGAGAAGGCUCCGACACAGAUUCUAACAGCGUUAUAAUCGAGGAUGAUGACAUCAUGUCGACUAAAAGGAUAGGGACAGUGACCAGCAGCAAAUUGGAGCUCCCAAAAACUAUCUCCCUAGGAGAACUGAGCGACAUUGAGAAUAGGCUUUGCUAA
Messenger RNA from Giardia duodenalis, 255 nucleotides. RefSeq lists its product as uncharacterized. The record is from RefSeq and is a predicted model, not a curated record. The coding region runs from base 1 to 255 and encodes 84 amino acids. NCBI's taxonomy places the organism in Eukaryota, Fornicata, Diplomonadida, Hexamitidae. The transcript has a single exon.